AUGGCUUCCAAACAGUCGAAACUUCAGUUUGGCAACGCGCGUGGCUCAAAGCCUGCGGCUGCUGCCCAGGGCACCGCUACCAGCGGUCCUCCUCCUCCUGCCGCUGGGCAGCAAGGAGAGCCUGUGCGAUACGUCCGAUAUGCUUCAGAGGCUCCUUCCUUUACCGGCCAGGAAGUCGUGCCAUAUGAGCGACCCCGAUUCGGCGGCCCUCAGGCUGAGGAUCCUCCGGAAUCUUCUGAUCCUCUUCCUGACGACACAAGCCUUGCAUCCGACGCGCUGGUUCCUCCUCCAUAUCUCAACCGCGAUCACGAGAUUGAGGAAAUCAUCCCGGAAAAGAAAGAGGAGAUCAUCACGUGGCUCAAACGUCGUGAUACUUCGACUGUGACAAUCAUUCCCAACCAUAUUGCCGUGAGUGGGGAGGACGAACCAUGGACCAUAUUGCAAUACCUUGCAUGAUAUGGCCACACUGACGAGGAAGAGACUAGAGGAGAGGAGGGUCAGCGAUUGGCGCGAGAGUGACAGAGAGAGGCCCUACAGAUUGUAGGUUCCCUUGAGCGAGGUCCGCCGAUGGAGCAGCUCGAGAGUCGAGCCAGCCCCGAGGGCGCUGAUGGCGUAGCUCAAGAUCACGAAGCCGACAUGGAAAGAAUAAGGGACGGUUUCCCCGAUGUACCGGUCCAACGAGUUGUCGGCGGUCGACAUCUUUGGCCGGUGUUGUGUAGAUUUGGGCACCUUUG
Molecule: messenger RNA, 734 nt
Organism: Microdochium trichocladiopsis
Lineage: Eukaryota; Fungi; Ascomycota; Sordariomycetes; Xylariales; Microdochiaceae
Exons: 1
Coding region: 1-456 (151 amino acids)
Source: RefSeq, a predicted model, not a curated record